Molecule: messenger RNA, 963 nt
Organism: Scomber scombrus (Atlantic mackerel)
Lineage: Eukaryota; Metazoa; Chordata; Actinopteri; Scombriformes; Scombridae
Gene: bud31
Product: BUD31 homolog
Exons: 4
Coding region: 82-516 (144 amino acids)
Biological process (GO): mRNA splicing, via spliceosome
Cellular component (GO): nucleus; spliceosomal complex
Source: RefSeq, a predicted model, not a curated record
AGGUAAAGGACCAGACGAGGAUUUCGCUUGAUCAAAACAGCGGAGGAGCUUUUGUUCUUCUUUUAUACAAAACACAGCAACAUGCCCAAAGUAAAGAGGAGUCGGAAGCCGCCUCCAGACGGCUGGGAGCUCAUUGAGCCCACUUUGGACGAGCUGGAUCAGAAAAUGAGAGAAGCUGAAACAGAGCCUCACGAGGGGAAGCGAAAGGUGGAAUCCCUCUGGCCAAUUUUCCGACUGCACCAUCAGCGGAGUCGAUACAUCUAUGACCUCUUCUACAAAAGGAAAGCCAUCAGCAGAGAGCUGUAUGAGUACUGUAUAAAGGAGGGCUAUGCAGACAAGAACCUGAUCGCCAAGUGGAAGAAACAGGGCUACGAGAACCUGUGCUGCCUGCGUUGCAUCCAAACACGAGACACCAACUUUGGAACCAACUGCAUCUGCAGAGUCCCCAAGAGCAAGCUGGAAGUCGGACGGAUCAUUGAAUGCACCCACUGUGGAUGCAGAGGAUGCUCUGGCUGAGAGCAAUUUUUGGACAUCCUUUUACUGUUGGACAUCGGGGCUCACCCGGCCUCCCGACUGUGUACUAUCACAACCUUUUAAAGCAUUUCAGUCACUGGUUUCUUCCCAAUCAUCUUCAACUGCCUUUAUAGAGAGCAGUAUUAAGUACUGUUCUACUUUUCAACACAAGGGGGGUGCAGGGAUAAUACAUCGAGAGGGUCCAUGUUGUACUAAUUACAUUUGUUUUGUCUUUUUUUUUCUAUAAACCCGUGUGAAGCCCUAUUUUCUGAAAAAGUCAAUUAAAGAUGUUUAGGUUAGUUGUUUCUGGAUCAGGCUCGUCAUUCAAGCUGUGAAGGAGUACUGGGAGGGAAAGUUGUUUUCUUUGUACAAAACUGAAAAUGUCAUUGCUUCAAACCUGGAAACUUUUCUUCAUUGUUGUAUGAUUUUAAAUAAAACAAUUCAGAUUUA